Molecule: messenger RNA, 786 nt
Organism: Pipistrellus nathusii (Nathusius's pipistrelle)
Lineage: Eukaryota; Metazoa; Chordata; Mammalia; Chiroptera; Vespertilionidae
Source: the annotation of a GenBank genome assembly
AUGGUCGUGCUCUCGGUGCCAGCCGAAGUCACGGUGAUCCUGCUAGAUAUCGAAGGUACCACCACCCCGAUUGCUUUCGUGAAGGACAUUUUAUUUCCUUACAUCAAAGAAAAUGUUAAAGAGUAUUUGCAGACACAUUGGGAAGAAGAAGAAUGCCAGCAGGAUGUCAGUCUUUUGAGGAAACAGGCUGAAGAAGACUGCCACCUGGAUGGGGCUGUUCCGAUCCCUGCUGCAUCUGAGAACGGAGCAGAUGACUCGCAACUGAUGAUCCAGGCCGUGGUAGAUAACGUGUGCUGGCAGAUGUCUCUGGACCGAAAGACUACGGCACUGAAACAGUUGCAGGGCCACAUGUGGAGGGCAGCGUUCACAGCAGGGCAUGUGAAAGCAGAGUUCUUUGAAGAUGUAAUUCCAGCAGUCAGGAAGUGGAGAGAGGCUGGAAUGAAGGUGUAUAUAUAUUCUUCAGGGAGUGUAGAAGCACAGAAACUAUUAUUUGGGCAUUCUACAGAGGGAGAUAUUCUUGAGCUUGUUGAUGGUCACUUUGAUACCAAGAUUGGACACAAAGUAGAGAGUGAGAGUUAUCGAAAGAUUGCAGACAGCAUUGGGUGCUCAACCAACAACAUCUUAUUUCUGACAGACGUUACUCUAGAGGCCAGUGCUGCUGAGGACGCAGAUGUACAUGUGGCUGUGGUGGUGAGACCUGGCAAUGCAGGACUAACAGACGAUGAAAAGACUUACUACAGCCUCAUUACGUCCUUCAGUGACCUGAACCUGCCCUCCUCCACGUAG